Molecule: messenger RNA, 3660 nt
Organism: Trachemys scripta elegans
Lineage: Eukaryota; Metazoa; Chordata; Testudines; Emydidae
Gene: MSH3
Product: mutS homolog 3
Exons: 23
Coding region: 67-3285 (1072 amino acids)
Biological process (GO): somatic recombination of immunoglobulin gene segments; mismatch repair; mitotic recombination
Cellular component (GO): nucleus
Molecular function (GO): mismatched DNA binding; ATP binding; ATP-dependent DNA damage sensor activity
Source: RefSeq, a predicted model, not a curated record
UGUUGUGUUCGGCGGCGCGCGCAGGGACCUGCGGGGUCUGGGCUGCUGGUUCCUGCGUUCCCAACCAUGCCGCGGGGGCGAGAGCCCCGCGGCCCCGGACAGUCGGUGCUGAGUAAAUUCUUCCGGCCGGUGGGGUCCCUGCGCGUGGCCGGGUCCUCAGCGGGCUCCGAGGCGAGCGGCGGCGAGGGGCUCCAGGCUGCGGCUCCGCACACGACUUCUAAGUCUGGCAGAAAUAAGAGAAGAGCUGUUGAAAACAAUGAACCUAGUAAAAAGAGGACAAAACCAGUACAAACUAAUAGAAAGGAAGGCCAUGAUGCAGUGAAGAUUCUUGACGUUGAAGAGCCUAAGAAAUGUGCCAGGCCCUGCAUAUGUGUGAAAACAUUAAACAAACUGAGAGAAUUCUGCAGUGAUUCAAAGCACCCAUGUAACAGAGUCCAGGUGGAUACUUUACGAGGGAGUCAAUCUGUGCACUUGAAAAAAUGUCCGACUUUUGUGGAAGGAACCCUGGAAAUAAAUAGUGCUCUUCAUUGUCAGGACACAGGUUCUCAGAUCAGUGAGAAGGAACAGUCAUGCUUUAGUCUUAAUCAAUUUUCAGCAUCAUGUAAGAGUUUUGAAGGCUCUCAAAAUAUUUCUAAUACAAACCUCCUUAAUAAAAGAACCAAAAGCAUAUACACUCCACUAGAACUCCAGUUCAUAGAAAUGAAAGAACAGUAUAAAGAUGCUAUUUUGUGCGUGGAAUGUGGAUAUAAGUAUAGAUUCUUUGGAGAAGAUGCAGAGAUUGCAGCAAAGGAGCUAAACAUUUACUGUCAUCAGGAUCACAAUUUUAUGACUGCCAGUAUACCGACUCACAGACUAUUUGUUCAUGUACGGCGACUUGUAGCAAAAGGAUAUAAGGUGGGAGUUGUAAAACAAAUGGAAACUGCAGCACUGAAGGCAGCUGGAGAAAAUAAAAGCUCUCUAUUUACUCGAAAACUGACUGCUCUCUAUACCAAAUCUACACUUAUUGGAGAAGAUGUGAACCCCUUGCUGAAGCUAGAUGAUCCUGUAGAUGUUGAAGAAAUAACAGCUGAUGUCUCCGAUAACUAUCUUCUUUGUAUCUGUGAAAAUAAAGAAAGCUUAAGAGACAAGAAGAAAGGGGAUGUUGUCAUAGGCAUAAUGGCAGUCCAACCCAGUACAGGGGAAGUGGUUUUUGACAGUUUUCAGGACUCCUCAUCUCGCUUAGAAUUAGAGAGUCGAGUUUUGCGCCUGCAGCCAGUUGAACUACUGCUUCCAUCAGACUUGUCGGAUCAAUCUGAGAGGCUCAUCAGCAGUAUAACCUCUGUAAGUUUACGAGAUGACAGAAUUCGAAUAGAAAGGAUGGAAAGCAUUUAUUUUGAAUACAGCCAUGCUUUCCAGCUGAUUACUGAUUUUUAUGCAAGAGGAAUGCUUGAUACCACAGGUUCUCAACAACUGUCUAUAAUCCUAAACUUGGAUAAGCCUGUGAUUUGCUCUUUGGCAGCAGUAAUUAUGUAUCUCAAAGAAUUUAAUUUGGAAAAGAUACUUUACAACCCGAGGUCAUCAGAGAUUGGCCACAGGUGGAGAUCGGACACCAGACGGAAUGGAUCCACGCUUGCUACAACAUCUCGAAGAACCAUGGUUACUCUAGGUGAAAUAAAUGCCCGACUUGAUGCUGUGUCUGAAAUUCUCCUGUCAGAAUCCAGUGUGUUUGGUCAUAUUCAGAAUCAUCUGUGUAAGAUGCCAGACAUAGAGAGAGGACUCUGUAGUAUUUAUCACAAAAAGUGUUCAACUCAAGAGUUCUUCUUGAUAGUCAGCACUUUGUCUCGCCUGGAGACAGAACUCCAAGCACUGUUUCCAGCUAUACGUUGCCAAGUGAAAGCUCCUUUACUGCAGAUGGCCCUCUUGGAAAUUCCUGAGCUUCUCUGCCCCGUGAAACAAUACUCAAAGAUACUUAAUGAAGAAGCAGCCAAAACUGGAGAUAAAACCCAAUUGUUCAAGGAUCUUACAGACUUCCCUACUAUCAGAAAGCAGAAGGAUGACAUUCAGAAGGUGAUUUCCCAGAUCCAAUUUCAUCUGCAAGAAAUACGACAAAUGAUAAAGAACCCUCAUGCAGAGUAUGUUACAGUGUCAGGACAAGAGUUUCUGAUAGAAGUCAAGAAUUCACUCUUAUCUUCUGUACCCUCGGAUUGGGUUAAGGUUGGUAGCACAAAAGCUGUCAGUCGUUUCCACUCUCCUUUUAUUGUAGAGAAUUACAGACAUCUGAAUCAGCUCCGGGAGCAGCUAGUCCUUGACUGCAAUGCUGAAUGGCUAAAUUUUUUAGAUCAUUUUAGUGAAUAUUAUCACUCUGUGUUGAAGGCGGUUAGUCACCUAGCAACUGUUGACUGCAUUUUCUCAUUGGCCAAGGUUGCUAAACAAGGAGCCUAUUGCAGACCAGUUGUGCAAGAUAAAGGGGAAAAAAUAAUUAUAAAAAAUGGCAGACACCCUGUGAUUGAUAUACUGCUAGGAGAACAAGAUCAGUAUGUUCCAAACAGCACCAACCUAUCCGGGGACAAAGAAAGGGUAAUGAUAAUUACUGGACCCAACAUGGGUGGAAAGAGCUCCUACAUAAAACAAGUUGCACUGAUCACGAUCAUGGCACAGAUUGGUUCCUAUGUUCCUGCAGAGGAGUCCACAGUUGGAGUUGUGGAUGGUAUUUUUACCAGAAUGGGUGCUGCAGACAACAUAUACAAGGGUCGGAGUACUUUCAUGGAAGAACUAACAGAUACAGCAGAGAUAAUAAGAAAAGCGACCUCAAGUUCACUAGUAAUAUUGGAUGAACUGGGGAGAGGAACUAGCACACACGAUGGAAUUGCUAUUGCCUAUGCUACACUUGAACAUUUUAUCAGAGAUGUGAAAUCAUUGACACUGUUUGUCACUCACUACCCUUCAGUAUGUGAUCUAGAAAAGAUAUACCCAGAGCAGGUUGGGAACUAUCACAUGGCCUUCCUGGUGAAUGAAGAAGAAAGUGAACAACAAAAAGGACCUGAAGAUGAAGAGAAUCCUGAAUUUAUCACUUUUCUUUAUCAAAUAACUAGAGGAGUUGCUGCAAGGAGUUAUGGACUAAAUGUUGCUAAACUAGCAGAUGUUCCUGAAGAAAUCUUAAAGAAGGCAGCUCACAAAUCAAAGGAGCUUGAGGGAUUAGUGAAUAUGAAAAGAAAAAGGCUAAAAUCUUUUGCCAGAAUAUGGAAUAUAAAUGAUUCCCAGGAACUACAAAAAUGGAGUAGUGUGUGUGAAACUGGAGAUGAAUGAAUAGACCAUUUUUAAUGCUUCAGAUCCUACCUAUUUGAAUCCUGUAGUAAUUAACAAAAUAUGAGCAAUUCAAAAUAUACUACUGUACAGAGUAAUGUAUUUGAAUAAUGUGCAAUUUCAUAUACGUUAAGUGGACCGUAUAUCUAUUGGGGGGUUACCUUUUGAAAAUAAGGAACAUUAUAAUAUACUCCACAUUUAAUUUUUAAAGACAAGCUCAUUUUAUGGAAUUUCUCUACCCUACCCUCUUAGUUUAUUAAAAAAAUAAAUAAAUAAGUGCAAAGCGACUAGUUGCAUUUGAUAAAGUUUACAGUGUGAUUAGAAAAUAAUAAUUAUGUUUGUAAAUUGUUAGAAAAUCAUUUUAUUAAAAUAAAAUAA